Molecule: messenger RNA, 1624 nt
Organism: Parasteatoda tepidariorum (common house spider)
Lineage: Eukaryota; Metazoa; Arthropoda; Arachnida; Araneae; Theridiidae
Product: G patch domain and ankyrin repeat-containing protein 1 homolog
Molecular function (GO): nucleic acid binding; protein binding
Source: RefSeq, a predicted model, not a curated record
AAUUGACCAAUAUAAACAAAUACAGACAAUAUAAGUGUUUAUUAUUUAUAAUUUAACCCUAAAGAAUUAUUACACUUUUUUGAUGAAACAUGUCAACGUAUUGUGCAUUUGUCUUGUGAAAUAUAAACAAGGGAUUGUAAAUUAAGGUAAAUCUGAUCCCAACAAAAUUGAACCUAAAGAAAUUUUGACAUGGCUUCAACAAAUUCCAGCAAAUUUUCUGCUCGAGACUAUUAUACUUUGGAGUUUAUACCUUUUGUAACUUCUUCUGGAGAACAAAGAUUUGUCCCAGAAAACACCAAAAAACCUCAACGUACCAUUAACAACUUAAGUGGUAAGGAAGCUAGCGAUUUCUAUAAAGACAUCUUAGCAAUCCCAUCAACGUCGGAAGUUAAACACUCAACAUUCUUACCAAAAGUUUGUAAGAAACUGCCAUCGAUUAAAAAGAGAAAUAAAUAUCGUCCCAACGAUAUUUUUCGAUAUGCUCAAGAAGGAACUUUAGAAGUCAUUAAGGAAUGUAUAAACAAAGACGAUAAAAGUUUAAUUAAUAAACAAGACGUAUAUGGAUGGACUCCAUUGAUGUGUGCAACCUGUGAAGGUCAUUUAAAUGUCGUUAAAUAUCUUUUACAAUGUGGUGCAGAUGUGAACGUAAAGUGUAAACAAGGUAAAACUGCUUUGGACAUAGCUAGAGCCAAGCAGCAUAUUGACAUACUUAAUCUUUUUGAGUGUGGCUUGGAGCUAGAGCAUAAAGAAUGUAUAAACGUAAAAGACGAAAAGGAAAAAUAUUGUAACGAUUGUAAAAUAUUUUAUACAGAAUCCACAUUUACUCAUAACAAAAGCAUUGCUCAUUUAUUUGCUUCAAGAAAGGCAGAGUCUACAACUUUUUAUCAUAUACCAGAAAACAAUAAAGGGUUUCAAAUCAUGAUUAAAAAAGGUUGGAACCAAAAUAAAGGUUUAGGUUCUAAAGAAGAAGGUAGGAAGUUUCCAAUCAAAACUGUGUUGAAAAAAGAUAGGAGCUGUAUUGGUAAAUAUAAAGAAGUUGCACGUGUUACUCAUUUUAAUGCAAAUGACUCUACAGCAGUUAAAAGGAUUUGUGAUCCUCCAUCUGUAAAAAUUGUUCGAGAAAGAACUCUAAAGAAGUGGCAGCUGGUAAAACUUGAAAGAAAAAAUCGACAAAAAGAAAUAGAAUUUAGAAGACAGUUUAUUGGUGAUACAUAAAAGCUAACUGUGAUGCUAAGUUAUUUAAAUAAUAUAAUUUGUUAUAAAAGUGUGAGUUUUUAAUAAUAAUUUUAUUUCUGUAGAACAUUGUUUUAUCUAUUUAUUGUUUAAAACUAAAACUUGAAUAGUUUAUUGAAAAAAUAUAACUAUAGACUUUUCCCAAUUGGUCUUUGAAACCCUUGGUUGGUAUGUAGAGUUAAUGCCAGAACAUGAAAAAUGUUUAACCCCUUAACAAUCGAUUAAUUUUCAAGAAAACGGUCAUAAAAGUGCCUAUUAUGCCGAAUACACGUAUUCGAUUAUUGCUGACAUCUAGUUUAAAAUAAACUAACUAUCUUCAAUUACCUUAAUAUACUGGUAUUGCCAUCUGAUGUGUAAAAGGAGAAAUAAAAUGUUUUCCGUGCAAAAGAAA